Messenger RNA from Ylistrum balloti, 4585 nucleotides. RefSeq names its product UPF0669 protein C6orf120 homolog. The transcript has 2 exons. The coding region runs from base 73 to 663 and encodes 196 amino acids. The record is from RefSeq and is a predicted model, not a curated record. Lineage: Eukaryota; Metazoa; Mollusca; Bivalvia; Pectinida; Pectinidae.
UAACAAGGAAAUUUCGUAAGUCUGGUCCGAUAAAAAGGAGGUUGUGUGACGUGUGCAACCAGUCCUCUCAUCAUGAAACCUCAUGAUAGAAAAUAUUCUGCACAAAUUUUUCUAUUUCUAGUAUUUUUACUGUGUCUCCUUGAUAGUAUUGCCUCUGAAAACCUUAUACAGACAAUCAAUGAUACCAUUGGUGCUGAAAACUACACAUAUUACAGAGUAACAGGAGUUGGAAGGCUAAGACUGGAACUCGUUUCAAUGCAAGGUGAUGCUGAUUUAUAUGCAUCUCACAUAACGCUAACACCGACAUAUAAUGAUUAUGAACUUAAAAGCACAACAUGUGGUAUAGACAUAGUGGAUAUCCCUGCAUAUUUACAGAGACCUAUUGGAGUGGCAGUGUAUGGCUAUCCGGUAAAGAGCAAUGAAUCAAUAUACAGUCUUUCAGUUUAUUUUGUAGACCAAUAUGAUGAUGAAGAUUAUUCAUUUCUGGAUUCAAAAUAUCAUCUGACGGAUACAGAUGGUGCAAGUCGUGUUGGAGCAGGACAACGAGAUCAAAAAAGUCAGCAGACCCAUCAACAUACAGAAGAGGAAGAAAAAACAAUUUCAGACUUUGUUUGGACAAUUCUCCUUACUAUUCUUAAAGUUGUUUUUGAAGUUUUACUGUGAAAAUACAUCAAGAUACUAUGAUCAACACCCUCCUACUAUUCAAAUUGUAUGAUACCUCAGGUUACAAAAUUACUAAUAGAAAAUUUCAACUGUUAAGUGUUAUCCAGGCCAAAAUCUGUUGUUCUCUUAUGGUGAUAUUUUAAUGUUCCACUUUUUUGGUAAGGUGUAGAGAUUAUUUUGGUUUAAGCAUUAAUGACUAAUCCUUCAGGUAUCUUUUGUGAUUUUUUUGUCUGAAGUUAUGAAUUUUUCAUUCGUCAAAUUUGCAAUCACGUAUUUGACAUUCUGAUGGGUUAAAACAAUAAACAUACUGGACCUAAGUUUGUGUAAUAACAUAAGUUGUAUAAUGUGUAAACAUGUCUUGUAACUUAGAAAGUAAAACUCAGGAAAGAUUGAUUAUGAAGAAUUGAAAAUAAAAGAAAUGGAAUACAUGUAGAAUAGAUUGAUUUAUGAAAAUAGUCCAGACACUCAUACUGUCUGACCUCUUGUCAAUAUUAGAAUAUAUAGAAUAAAUCUGCCCUAAAAAAAUCCAAACAAACAAAUCAAAAGAAUACAAAUGAAAAGAAAUCCUUAAUUUGUAUCUAAAAUGGAAGAUCUGUAGAUUAAUGAUGUAAAGACAAAAGCUAUGGUCAACAAAAUAACAAAACACUAAAAGUUUCAACAACCUCAUCACAGACCCAAUGUGAUCUCAGCUUUUAUUAAGGUAGAUGGUUACCUAGCUAAUUCAGGUGAUAUUUAAAUAUACUUACAUUUUACAGACUUUAGAAUUUUUAAUACGAUCUCUAAUGUAUGUGAUCUUUUGAUUUCAAGUGCUUCUGAACAUCGAUGGUGUAUCUAUUUGACUCAAGUGAUCUCUAGCUGUGUUGAGAUUGUCUGGAGAUGUUUUUCGACACAGGUGAUCUUUUGUUCUGUGGUGACAUAGGUGAUAUCUUUAUAGUCUAGAUGAUAUCUGUUGAAACCGGUGAUCUCAUUAUAGAGGAUGUGUGUUGACAAAGUUAAUCUCUGAGGAUGAUUAGACUUGAUUAAAACACAAAUACACAUCUAGAAUCUUGAGGCCUUCAAAAACAACAGAAAGAUACACACAACAUACCAAAUUUAUGAUCUCUCAAAUUGAAUGUUGAUUAAUAUUUAAAUAAAAGCAAAUCAAAACAAAUCUUUAGCAGUUUGCUGUAUUUCAUUUGACCAUGUGCCUUAUAUCAGUAUUUCCCAUUCAGUUAAUACAUAUAGUGUUGCUCAUUAUUAAUAGAACAGCUUAUGUUUUCUCCCUGACAAGUGUAUUGCAAUAUGAAUGUUAAUAAUAUAUACAUGUGUACCACAACAUCUUCAUUUAAUGUAAACACAAUAAACGAAAUGAAAUGAUACUAUAAUUUUGCCUACCAAACUUGUAUGCCCUGGAAUUUUAGAAUAAACUUUGUAUCUCCAGGAAUUGGUCCACAUGUGCUCAGCUGUAUUGCUUACUUACAUCAAAUACAUUGUAUAAAUGUUUUUUUGUUAAAUUUGUUUUCAUUUUCAGGUAUGAAAAGUAUGAAAUCUUCCUGUUUCACACUAUAUAUAUAUUACAGCAAAGUGAUCAGCUCUGUAUUAAAGUCUGAAAUAGAUACUAGGUCUGUAUUUGUUUCAGUCAUGAUCUACUGAGAUCUACAUGUGUGAGGGGAACAGAAGUGUGAACUACUGUUCAAUUAUAUAUUUUUGUGAGGUUCAGUUUUGGAGGUGUUAAAAAAAAUACUCUUUUGUUGACACUAGAUUUUAGAUUAGUAGAAAUCUCAAGUUUUUAGCAGUUAACCUGUAGACUAAGUCCCUUCACAAUUAACUUUUAUCAGAUGUUUUUGCUUUGUUAUACUAGUAAGACAUGUCACAAUAUGCUUGACAUGAAAUCUUCAUGUACAUUUAACUGGACUAAAAAAUGGUAGAGGGAAAAGAUGUCAUGUUUUAAGCUUAAAAUAUAUCUUUAUUUUAUUCCACUUUUUUUGGACCUUAUGUUGGAUUUCAAUAAAUGGAUAUUGCCAAUGUUAUUAUUAACAGAAUGAUCUUGAAAUUGAUGGAAAUGUUUUUAAGUGAUAUUUCAAUAAUAAUAGACCUUGUAGUGUUGUAAAAAUGUUGCUUUAUGCUAUUUCAAUAAUAUUUCUGCAGUUUGCAAGUACUUAUAUACUGGUUGAGUAGAGCAGACUCUGGUGUCUAUAUUUUUAUAUGAUAUCAGCACUACUAAUUAACUAUUGUAUAACUAUGUCUGUGUCUUUACCUUUAUUAUAUUAUAGUUUAUAUUCAUUGUUAUAAUCCACGGAUAAAUUUCAAGGGAGCAUAUACACUGGUAAUAGUUGCCUUUUGGUCAUGAAACUUAGUGUAUACAUUGGUCAUACUUUGACAAUAUGUAGUGUACUAAAUGUAGGGGCCACAACCCCUUAAUUAUAGAGAUACAUAAAUUACCCUUUGUUAAAAUUUCAUGUUUGGCGCAUUACUUUAAAUUGCUUCCAUUUAAAGGAAAAAAAUGAAACAUGUAUAUAUUGGUCAUGCUUAGAAAAUAUGCAGUGUAUUAAAAUCAGGGUCUGUAACCCAUUAAUAAGAGAGUGAUUGCCCUUUGCUAAAAUUUGUGUCCAGAGCAGAGCUUUGCUUGCAUAAUGAGACUUGGUGUUUUCCUUGGUCAUAUUAUGAAAAUGUGCAGUGUACAAAAGCUAGGGCCAGCACCUUCGUAAUGAUAGAAGUGUUGUUCUUUGUCAAAAUUUUGUUUCCAGUUUUGUUUUUGGGAUAUUCAUCAGUUUCACUUAUACCCUUGGUUGAUGUGAUCCUCACUCAUCCUCAUCUGUGACUCAAUAUUCUGAUAGCAUUGCAAAAAUAUUCUCUAUACAUGUAAAUCAUGCAGUGUGAUUUAUAUCCACAAUUGUUGUAGGUAUUGUACCUGGAUUAUAUUGUAUUUCUUUAUUGACUGAAAUAUGCUUCAUAUCUAUAAAUUAUUAGAUAGAAGUCUAAAUAUCGAAGUCAUCCAACUUGAUAUUAUUUGCAUGUACAAUAAUAAAUUUCCUAUGCACCUGAGUUGAAGACUUGAGGUGUAUCGGUUAUAAUUAUCAGUGUUGAUUUAAAAAAUCAUAUAUAUAUAUACUCGGUAAAUCAUCAAAAUACCCUGCUAAUAUUUGUACAUGUAGAUGUACUGCAAUGAGAUUGCUGUCAGCGUGAACUUACAUAAACAUAUUGUACCAAACAAUCUAGAUUUUUUGAAAAUUAUGUUCCCUAGGUUGGUAAUGUCAAUAGAAGUUCUUGUUAUACAACCAAUCAAAAAUUGGAUUGUUGUUUUGAUGACUACACGGUCUCCCUCAUCAGACAAUUGACCAGUGUGGAGCGUACAAGCACUGACGUACAUGUAUGUAGUGUACUUUUUUGGUUUUACUUUAAUCCUAUGUACACUAAGGUGGUAAAUAGUGUGAUGAGAUAAUAAACAGAUUACAGAAUUUUAAAAAAAGUCACAAGAUGGUAACAAUGUACUGAAGUCAAUUCUGCUUCGCUUUUGAAUUUUCUUUGUUUACUCGCAGUGCCCGUCCUAAACAAUUUCGUAUACAGGUCUGUUUUACGUAUAAAAUAAAUAAAUAUUUAUGUGUUUUACUCCAUAGAGGUAGAUAACACAUUGGAAGGCAUUAGUGAUGCAACAAAAGCUUUAUUUGAUGAAGAAUGUCUUAGACUGUGUCUGGAAUUGAUUGAAAGGGAGAUAAAAAGUUUCCAUUCCUGGUGGAGAUAUUGCCUUUUCUAUUAUGUGCUUUGUUAACAAUUUUUUCGAAUGUACAUCUAAUUUGUGUUAGUGAAGAGAUUUGUCUCUUUUCCAUAAUACAUAUAUGUACAUACUGUAUAUGAUUAUAUAUGCAGUUAUUAAAGGUGCAUUUGAUAAGUGAUGGAAUUACAAAAUAAUUUAUAAGAAUAAAUUGUAUAGUUUUGUAAACUG